AUGACUCCAAUUUUCCUCCUGGCCACCCUUUGCUUGGGGUUGGUCUCAGCUGCUCCAACACGUGAUCCCAGUUUGGAUGCUGUAUGGGAGGAAUGGAAGACAAAACAUGGGAAAACAUACAGCACGGGUUCUUGUGGCUCUUGUUGGGCUUUUAGUGCAGUUGGUUCCUUGGAAGGACAACUCUUCAGGAAAACAGGCAAAUUGGUCCCUCUGAGUGAACAGAACCUAGUGGACUGCUCCUGGUCACAUGGCAACAAAGGCUGUGAUGGUGGCUUGCCAGAUCUGGCCUUCCAGUAUGUGAAGGACAAUGGAGGCUUGGACACCAGGGAGUCCUACGCAUAUGAAGCACAGGUUGGACCCUGCAGGUAUGAUCCUAAGUACUCUGCAGCUAAUGUCACAGGCUUUGUGAAAGUCCCAUUGAGUGAAGAUGCCCUUAUGAAUGCUGUGGCCAGUGUGGGGCCCGUCUCAGUUGGAAUUGACACUCAUCACCACUCCUUUAGGUUCUACAGUGGCGGCAUGUACUAUGAGCCAGAGUGUAGCAGCACUAAUCUGGAUCACGCUGUCCUGGUGGUUGGCUAUGGUGAAGAAUCAGAUGGCAGGAAGUACUGGCUGGUCAAGAACAGCUGGGGUGAAGAAUGGGGCAUGGAUGGCUACAUAAAGAUGGCCAAAGACCAGGACAACAACUGUGGAAUUGCUACGUAUGCCACCUACCCCACCGUGUGA
Messenger RNA from Grammomys surdaster, 723 nucleotides. RefSeq names its product testin-2-like. Lineage: Eukaryota; Metazoa; Chordata; Mammalia; Rodentia; Muridae. The record is from RefSeq and is a predicted model, not a curated record. Gene Ontology annotation, molecular function: cysteine-type endopeptidase activity. Bases 1 to 723 code for a protein of 240 amino acids. The transcript has 5 exons. Gene Ontology annotation, cellular component: lysosome. Gene Ontology annotation, biological process: immune response.